Messenger RNA from Didymodactylos carnosus, 516 nucleotides. Lineage: Eukaryota; Metazoa; Rotifera; Eurotatoria; Philodinida; Philodinidae. The record is from the annotation of a GenBank genome assembly.
AUGUGGCAAUCAGUCUCAUGGUAUCAAGAUCUAAUGGAAGUCUUAGCAGUAACAAAUGAUUUGGCUAUUGGUGAAAAACUUAAAUUUUUUAGGUCAUAUCACAGACCUAAAAUUGAUAAACAUUGUGCCAUACCGACAAAUGGUUUAUUAAAACGAUCAUUGUCAGAUAACAUGUGUUAUUUUCUUGAUACGAUUGAGGACGAUAUUAUUGAUAUUCGAGAAUGGAAUAUAAUUGUUUGGCGAAUAAAAGAGACUGAACAAGGAUAUGAUGAAAUAAUGAGUAAAAAUGAAGAACAAUUGCAAGAACUUGAAGCUCUAAGUUGUAUUUAUCAGGAGAAAACUGAAGAGUUAAACAGCAUGAAAAUUAAGAAUGAAAAACAUGAAGAAUCAGAAAGAAGACGUUUCGAAGAUGCAUGUGUGACUGUAGAAUUGUUUAUCAACUGGAUAGCUAAAUUUGAUGUUGAAAUGGCUGAAUUAAAAAAAGUCGAAAUCUGUGAAAAUGAACCAAAAAGCUAA